This is a messenger RNA of Suricata suricatta (meerkat), 3086 nucleotides long. It is a transcript of the gene LRRC8E, whose product is annotated as leucine rich repeat containing 8 VRAC subunit E. The record is from RefSeq and is a predicted model, not a curated record. NCBI's taxonomy places the organism in Eukaryota, Metazoa, Chordata, Mammalia, Carnivora, Herpestidae. The coding region runs from base 89 to 2083 and encodes 664 amino acids. The transcript has a single exon. Gene Ontology annotation, molecular function: protein binding.
CUUCAUCAAUCAGCUCUGCUACGAGACAGCCCUGCACUGGUACGCCAAGUACUUCCCCUACCUGGUCGUCAUUCACACACUCAUCUUCAUGGUCUGCACCAGCUUCUGGUUCAAGUUCCCCGGCACCAGCUCUAAGAUCGAGCACUUCAUCUCCAUUCUGGGCAAGUGUUUCGACUCGCCGUGGACCACACGGGCCCUGUCCGAGGUCUCUGGGGAGAACCAGAAGGGCCCCACUGCUGGACGGGUGACGGCCACCGUGGAGGCCUCGGCAGGGCCAAGAAAGGCCGAUGAGGGUGAGAAGGAAAAGGUGCUGGUGGAGCCUGAGAAGGUGGUGACUGAGCCACCAGCCGUCACCCUACUGGACAAGAAGGAGGGCGAACAGGCCAAAGCCCUGUUUGAGAAGGUCAAGAAGUUCCGUGUGCAUGUGGAAGAGGGGGACAUCCUGUAUACCAUGUACAUCCGGCAAACGGUGCUCAAAGUCUGCAAGUUCUUUGCCAUCCUGGUCUACAACCUGGUCUACGUGGAGAAGAUCAGCUUCCUGGUGCCCUGCAGGGUGGAGACCUCGGAGGUGACGGGCUACGCCAGCUUCUGCUGCAACCACACCAAGGCCCACCUCUUCUCCAAGCUGGCUUUCUGCUACAUCUCCUUCGUGUGCGUCUACGGGAUCACCUGUCUCUACACGCUCUACUGGCUCUUCCAUCGGCCCCUCAAGGAGUACUCCUUCCGGUCCGUUCGGGAGGAGACGGGCAUGGGCGACAUCCCCGACGUCAAGAAUGACUUUGCAUUCAUGCUGCACCUCAUCGACCAGUACGACUCCCUCUACUCUAAGCGCUUUGCCGUCUUCCUCUCCGAGGUCAGCGAGAGCCGCCUGAAGCAGCUCAACUUGAACCACGAGUGGACGCCCGAGAAGCUGCGGCAGAAGCUGCAGCGCAACGCCCGGGGCCGGCUCGAGCUGGCCCUCUGCAUGCUCCCGGGGCUGCCUGACACCGUCUUCGAGCUCAGCGAGGUGGAGGCGCUGCGGCUGGAGGCCAUCUGUGACAUCACAUUCCCCCCGGGCCUGUCGCAGCUGGUGCACCUGCAAGAGCUCAGCCUGCUCCACUCGCCUGCCAGGCUGCCCUUCUCCUUGCAGGUCUUCCUGCGGGACCGCCUGAAGGUCAUCCGGGUCAAGUGCGAGGAGCUCCGAGAGGUGCCCCUGUGGGUGUUCGGGCUGCGGGGCCUGGAGGAGCUGCACCUCGAGGGGCUCUUCGCCCCGGAGCUGGCUCGGGCGGCGACCCUCGAGAGCCUCCGGGAGCUCAAGCAGCUCAAGGUGCUGUCUCUGCGGAGCAACGCCAGCAAGGUGCCAGCCAGCGUGACGGACGUGGCCGGGCACCUGCAGCGGCUUAGUCUGCACAACGACGGGGCCCGUCUGCUGGCCCUGAACAGCCUCAAGAAGCUGGCGGCGCUGCGGGAGCUGGAGCUGGUGGCCUGCGGGCUGGAGCGCAUCCCGCAUGCCGUCUUCAGCCUGGGAGCGCUGCAGGAACUGGACCUCAAGGACAACCACCUGCGGUCCAUCGAGGAGAUCCUCAGCUUCCAGCACUGUCGCAAGCUGGUCACGCUCAAGCUGUGGCACAACCAGAUCACCUAUGUCCCCGAGCACGUGCGGAAGCUCCGGGGCCUCGAGCAGCUCCACCUCAGCCACAACAAGCUGGAGACCCUGCCCACGCAGCUCGGCCUGUGCUCUGGCCUCCGCCUGCUGGACGUCUCCCACAACGGGCUGCGCUCCCUGCCGCCCGAGCUGGGCCUCCUCCAGAGCCUGCAGCACCUGGCUCUGUCCUUCAAUGCCCUGGAGACCCUGCCCGAGGAGGUCUUCUUCUGCCGCAAGCUGCGGACGUUGCUUCUGGGUUACAACCACCUGAGCCAGCUCUCGCCCCAGGUGGGUGUCCUCCGAGCCCUCAGCCGCCUGGAGCUCAAGGGUAACCGCUUGGAGGCGCUGCCGGAAGAACUUGGCAACUGCGUGGGGCUCAAGAGGGCGGGGCUUCUGGUGGAGGACACCCUCUACGAGGGCCUGCCGGCAGAGGUGCGGGAAAAAAUGGAGGAGGAGUGAAGCGAAAGGGGGGGCAGGUGGAGGCCUUCUGGAUGCUUCCAUCCCAGAAUCUCAACUACGGUCUUCAAGCCGGGUGGCCAGGAGGGCCCAGGCCAAGGAGAUGAGGAGCAGACACAUGAGCCUUGUCGGGUCCAGACAAGAUCCUGGGACUGGUUUGUCUGAGAAGACAGGAGGCUGUGGAUUUGGGGUGGAGCGUCCUAGAGGGAUUAACUCAGUCAUAGGAUUCGCAGACCAAAGCCACCACACCUCUGUCUUUGGCUGGCCAUCCUGCCCUCCCCUGGACAUUCCAGCUCAAUGAGUGCCAUAUGUGGGGGUGGGGCACAUCCCAAUGGGAUUUCAACCCUUUCUCCCCCAACCCAAACAGCUUACAUCUGGGGUUCUCUCCCAAGGAGGGGACACAGACACAAGGGACCAGCGACCUCCUCCCCCAACUUUGAUGCCAAUCCCUUAUUUAUAAGUUGUUUACUCUGGACACAUGAAUUCAGUAAAAUGGUUCUCCUAUUUGGCUCUGCAUCAAAACCAACAUCCCCAAAACAAAACAUCCCAGGCCCUACCCCUGAAAGAUGGACUCAGGUCUCGCUGGAGGCCAGGAACGUGUCUGUAAGUAAGCAUCCCAGGUAAUUCUGACGCAGGUUGUCCUAGGCCUGAAUGCUGGGAAAUGCUGACCUACAGAAUCUGGGUGUUCAGAGCAGGAAUCCUGAACCCUUUUGAAGUCCUAGAACUUUUGAACAUCUUAUAAAAGUUGGGCACCUCCUUGCCCGGGAAAAUGGACACACACGUGCAAAAUUCCAAAGCUACUUCAGGCAGUCAACAGAUUCCCCCAGAUUUCCCAGUGGGCCAUUCACGGACAUCCUAAAGAUGGCAGACGCCAGGUCAACACCACCUGCUGUGGAAUUUACAUGUUCCUGAGCACAGAUGGGACUUUGUCUUUCUAAUGUUCUCUUUGGGAGGGAGCAUCUAUCAGUGGGUGGUUAAUAAAUAAUACUUACUAUGAGAACUAAAA